GAGAGAGACCGUCACAGUAUUUUUUUGGCACCAAGAAGGAGAGAAAAGGGCCUUUCAAGUUUCAAUAUAAACAAAAUAAAGACUAGCAUGCUUAUGUUCUUUGUCGCAACUGCUUGAUUUUUCUUCUUCACUUCACAGAAUGUCUACUUCCGAGGCUUGCCCUGCUGCACUGUCAGUCUCCAGAAAAUUUUCCGGCGAGAUUGGGGAACACUUGAACUCGGAUUCUCCGUCUGAAGUGGACCUGGAGAGCGGGUUUUUGUUCGUGAAGCUGCAUUUAGAUGAUAAGUCAGUGAGAGAUUGUAGGAUUUGCCAUUUGGGUUUUGAUGGUAGUUCUCAAGAGUUAAGGCCUCCCAUUGAGUUAGGCUGUUCUUGUAAAGGUGAUCUGGGUUCUGCUCACAGACAAUGUGCUGAGACUUGGUUUAAGAUCAAGGGUAACAUGAUCUGUGAGAUUUGUGGCUCCACUGCAGUCAAUGUUGGUGGUGAGCAAAUAAAUCAGUCAAAUGAUGUAGCUGCUGCAGCCUCAUUAGCUUCAGCAGCACCUAUGAUCUUAAUGGAAACUCGAAACUUGUGGCAGGGUCACCGCGUAUUGAACUUUUUACUCGCCUGCAUGGUGUUUGCCUUUGUCCUAUCUUGGCUCUUCCACUUCAAAGUGUUAUCAUGAAUGUUAAGAGUGAAAAAACUGUAAGCAUUUUGCUCUCUUUCUGACGGAUAAGAUUUAACUCUCCCAUGUAAUGGUGUUUAUAUUUCAACCCAUCCUCAUCUUCUCUCGCUCUAUGCUGCAUGCUAUAACGCAGUGGUGAGAAGCUUAUGUGAUCAUGAAUUUCAUGUUAUAUGAAUCUUGCUCAUGAGAGGGAAUCACUUGCCGGGAAAAAAGAUGACAAAUUCUUUCUUAUGCCAAAUUCAA
This is a messenger RNA of Mangifera indica (mango), 904 nucleotides long. RefSeq lists its product as uncharacterized. Bases 140 to 661 code for a protein of 173 amino acids. NCBI's taxonomy places the organism in Eukaryota, Viridiplantae, Streptophyta, Magnoliopsida, Sapindales, Anacardiaceae. The record is from RefSeq and is a predicted model, not a curated record. The transcript has 2 exons. Gene Ontology annotation, molecular function: zinc ion binding.